This is a messenger RNA of Nycticebus coucang (slow loris), 6770 nucleotides long. RefSeq names its product pleckstrin homology and RhoGEF domain containing G2 (gene PLEKHG2). Gene Ontology annotation, molecular function: guanyl-nucleotide exchange factor activity. The transcript has 18 exons. The record is from RefSeq and is a predicted model, not a curated record. Bases 813 to 4967 code for a protein of 1384 amino acids. Lineage: Eukaryota; Metazoa; Chordata; Mammalia; Primates; Lorisidae.
GGGAGGAGAAACCACCGGCGACUGCUCCCCGCUCCACAGCUGGGACUGAACGAAAUUUCCUUCCCCAGAUGUGAUGCCACUGUGGUCACAGGAAACCCCAUCCCACCCAUCCCAGAGGCUGAAGGGUCCAAAGUCUUGGGCCUGGGUGCUUGGUAUUUCUGCAUCCGGUCUUCAGGAAACGAAGUCAAGGACCCUAUGCCCAAGUUAGAGGACUUCAGAUAUCCAAGUGCCCAAGCGCCCCCUCCUGGAGGAGCCGGGGGUACUGGACAUCCACCCGGGAGGACCCUGAAAGCCGAGCGUCCCGCACCGCGGUUUGAAGAACUCAUGACCGCAGAUUCCCUCCAAAGAUUCCCAGAAAUCCAAUCCAAGACCCCCGGAUCGGAGGAACUUGAGAUCCAUACCUCUAGCGCUCCAACCAAUCUGUUUUUGGAGGCAGCGUCGACCACUUGAAGGGACCCAGGAAUUUGGGACCCCCCCCCACUGAGCUCCUGCCUGGCGUUAGGGAGUUAGGGAAACUUGAGAAACCGCCUUCCACCACCACGGCCCUACCUAAAGACUCAGGAAUUUGGGUCCCCAGCGCCUCCAUCUGAGACUCCAAAAUCGAGGUUCCUAGCAUCCCUUCCUUAGAACACCAAGAAAUUUGGACUGCUGGACUCCACUUUCAGGGAGCCCUCGGAUUCUGGUUCCUGGAGCCCGAAGUUCUGAGUCCAGGCUCCGAACCUCCCCAGGGACAGCGUUAGGGUCGAAUAGGAAGCUGGCUCCCUCAGUCCGGGGCUGGCGGCUCCCGGGGAGGCCUGCUGAGCCGUUCAACCAUGCCUGAGGGAGCCCGUGCAUUGAGUCGGUUCAAACGUAGCCCCAGCCUCGGGUCUGGCCGCAGAGGUGAAGUGUGUGACUGUGCAACUGAGUGUGAGACUCAGACAGCAGCCCCUGCAGCUCCCACGAUGGCCUCUCCUCGAGGUUCUGGGAGCUCCACAUCUCUAAGUACAGUCGGUUCUGAAGGGGACCCAGCCCUGGGGCCCACCCCAACCUGCUCAGCCUCCAGGCCAGAGCCCCUUCCUGAGCCUCCUAUCCGCCUGCAUCUGUCGCCUGUGGGGAUGCCAGGUUCUGCAAAACCCUCAAGGCUGGAGCGUGUGGCACGAGAGAUCGUGGAGACAGAACGAGCUUAUGUCCGGGACCUCCGCAGCAUUGUAGAGGACUACCUAGGCCCUCUCCUGGAUGGCAGGGUCCUGGGACUGAGCAUGGAGCAGCUGGGCACACUGUUUGCCAACAUCGAGGAUAUCUACGAGUUCAGCAGUGAGCUCCUGGAGGACUUGGAAGGCAGCAGCAAUGCUGGGGGCAUUGCCGAAUGCUUUGUGCAGAGGAGCGAGGAUUUUGACAUCUACACAUUGUACUGCAUGAAUUACCCAAGCUCCCUGGCACUGCUCCGGGAGCUGUCACUGUCUCCACCAGCAGCCCUGUGGCUGCAGGAGCGCCAAGCCGAGCUCCACCACUCAUUGCCACUACAGAGCUUCCUGCUAAAACCUGUUCAGCGCAUCCUCAAGUACCAUCUGCUACUGCAGGAACUAGGGAAGCACUGGGUCGAGGGCCCAGGCACUGGGGACCGUGAGAUGGUGGAGGAAGCUAUUGUGUCCAUGACAGCGGUCGCCUGGUACAUCAAUGACAUGAAGCGCAAGCAGGAGCACGCUGCGCGCCUCCAGGAUGUGCAGAGGCGGCUGGGUGGCUGGACUGGGCCGGAGCUCAGUGCUUUCGGAGAGCUGGUACUGGAGGGCACCUUCCGAGGUAGUGGAGGGGGCGGCCCCCGGCUACGAGGGGGUGAGCGGCUGCUCUUUCUGUUCUCACGGAUGCUGCUUGUAGCCAAGCGUCGCGGGCUGGAAUAUACCUACAAAGGCCACAUCUUUUGCUGCAACCUCAGUGUGAGCGAAAAUCCUCGAGACCCUUUAGGGUUCAAGGUGUCUGAUCUGACCAUUCCCAAGCAUAGGCACCUGCUCCAGGCCAAGAACCAAGAAGAGAAGAGGAUGUGGAUUCACUGUCUCCAGCGCCUCUUCUUCGAGAACCACCCUGCCACCAUCCCUGCCAAGGCAAAACAAGUUCUCCUUGAAAACAGCCUGCACUGUGCUCCAAAAAGUAAACCUGUCCCAGAGCCCCAGACACCCCCACUUGGAUCUCCCCGACCUCGAGAUGCUAGAAGUUUUACUCCUGGACGGAGGAAUACAGCUCCCUCUCCUGGACCCUCUGUUAUUCGCCGUGGCCGCAGGCAGUCUGGUAAGUACCCACUCAGUAAAGGUGAACAAGAGAUUAGGGUGGCAUCUGGGCUUCUGACAUCACUGUGGCCUCUCCCUCCAGAGCCAGUGAAGGACCCUUACGUCGUCUUCCCACAGGAUGCUAAGCCUCAAUUCAAGCAUGCUGGCAGUGAAGGGGAGCUCUACUCUCCCUCAGAAUCUCAGCCACCUAUUCUAGCUUCUGGACCCCCUGAGGACCUGGAGGAUGCUGGACCCCCCACACUGGACCCCUCUGGAACCUCAAUUACUGAAGAAAUCCUGGAACUGCUGAACCAGAGAGGCCUUCGGGAUCCAGAGCCAUCCACCCAUGACAUUCCCAAGUUCCCUGGGGAUUCCCAGGUGCCAGGCAAUAGUGAAACCUUCACAUUCCAAGCCCUGCCCAGCCGGGACUCAUCAGAAGAGGAGGAGGAAGAAGAGCUGGAGAUGGAUGAACGGGGUCCUUCUCCACUCCAUGUUCUAGAAGGGCUCGAUAGUUCCAGUGCAGCUGAAAUUCCCAGCAUUCCCGGCCUUACUAAAGUUCCUGACGUAGCCAACCUCCCUGAAAUGCCUGGCCAUUCUGAAAUUCCCGAAGUUCCUCGCCUUCCUAGUCCCUCUGACAUGUCCAGGGCUUUUGAAAUGCCCUGCCUUCCAGCCAUACCUAGUGUCCCUGACCUUCCCAGUCUUUCUAGCACUGCUGCCUUCCCCUGUGACACCUGGCUCCAGGGACCUUUACAGGAGGCAGCUGAGGUUCUAGCCACCAGGAGAGAACUGUUCCCUGAAAGCAAUCCCAGAAAACUGGGAGAGCCUCCAUUAGGAAGCAGGGCAGGGCAGGAGGAUGAAGAAGGUGUGUCAUUCCUAGAUUUUCAGCCCCCAGCUGUCACCCAACAACAGGGAUUCUCAGAUGAGCUGGGGUUCCGCUCUUGUUCAGAAAUCCGGAGCGCCUGGCAAGCAUUGGAGCAGGGGCAGCUGACCCGGCCAGGCUUCCCAGAGCCACUGCUGAUCCUAGAGGAUUCAGAUCUGGGUGGAGACGGCAGGAGUGGGAAAGUGGGAGCCCCAGGUUCGGAGAGGGCAGCAUCCCGCGUGCGAGAGCUGGCCCGGCUUUACAGUGAGCGGAUCCAGCAGAUGCAGCGGGCUGCGACAAGGGCAUCAUCCAAUGCCCCCCGCCGCCGGCCACGGGUUUUGGCCCAACCCCAGCCAUGCCCCAGCCUGCCCCAGGAACAGGCUGAGCCAGGGCCCCUGCCUGCCUUUGGACAUGUGCUGGUGUGUGAGCUGGCCUUCCCACUGACCUGUGCUCAGGAAUCUGUCCCCCUGGGCCCUACUGCCUGGGUUCAAGCUGCCACACCUUUGUCUAAGCAGAGAGGCCACCUACAUGGCAAGGAUCUAAAUGUUUCAGAUUUGCCUGAGCAAGAUCACCAUGCUCCAGUUACUAUCCCUUUUCCUGAGCAAAGAGGUGUCCAGAAUAUCCAGUCUCCAGAGACCACUCCCUUGCCCAAGCAGGACAGCCCCCCAGACGUCAGGGUUCUGGCUGUUACAGUCUUGCCUGAUGAGGGCCACUUUGAAAUUCAAGUACCAGCUCCCACUUCUUUGCCUGAGCAUGGAAGCCACGUGGAUAUAAAGGUUCCAUCUACCGCCUCUUUUCCUGAGCAAGGACACCGCAUGGAGAGCCAAGUUCCAGCCACCCCAGCUUUGGCCAUUCAGAGUUGUUCUAAUGUCAUGGUUUCAGCCACUACUUCUAUGCCCGAGCAAGAAGGCCACCUAGACAGCCAGAGCACAACCAGCAUCCCAGUAACUAACCAAGGAGGUUCCAGGGACAUCCAGGGCCCAGCUGCUGUCUGCGGUCAAGCCAUUAACCCUUUGCUUAUGGAUGGAAGCAGCCUGGACCAUCUGAUCCCAGCCAGCACCUCACUGCCCUUGCCACGUGACCUCCCAGACGUUCAGCUUCCUGGUACCUCACCUUUGCCCCCACACAGAAGCCACCUAGACCAUCAGAUCCCAGCCAGUGCCCCACUGUCUGUGUCCCAAGACCUCUCGGCCAUUGAAACUCUAGCUGCCACACCUUUGCCCACACCUCAAGACCUCCCAGACAUCCAGAGUCCAGCUGUUGCACCUCUGCUUCAGGAGCAAAGCCUCCCAAACCUACAGGUCCAAAAACUUACACCUUUGUUGGAGCAGAAGAACGUCACAAAUGUCCAUGUUUCAGCUGCCACGCCUUUCUCUGAGCAAGGAGGCUCUCAGGACAUUCAGGGCCUGUUCCCCAGCCCAGUUCAGACAGCUGUGGUUUUGUCCAAGUCAGGAAGCCACUCGUUCCCUCAUGUUGCCAGGUCAGAGUCUUCAGACUUGACCCCACCCCCCACCCGUCAACUCCUUGGCCCCAACACAGCUGCUCUCUCCAGAUACCUGGCAGCUUCAUACAUCAGCCAGAGCCUAGCUCGGCGACAGGGGCCUGGGGGAGAGGCCUCCCGGGCCCCCUGGUCCUCUGCCCCCACAUCACGGGCACCUUCACCACCACCCCAACUGCAGCCCCCACCACCCCCCGCCAGGCAGCUCAGCUAUGCCACUACAGUCAGCAUCCACGUAGGGGGGGGUGGGCGGCUGCGACCAGCCAAAGCCCAAGUCAGGUUAAACCACCCUGCCCUCUUGGCCCCAGCCCAGGAAUCUGUGGGCCUUCGCAGGGCCCAGGGGGCUCCUGACGCCCCUUUCCACACAUGAGCCAGAAUGUGAGGCUUCCCAGAAAGCAAAGACUAAAGCCAGAUGCCACAGACCCUCCGAACUUCACUCAGAAGUACAGACACUGAACACAGGUGUAAAACUUGCUGCAGCUUUCCAGCUUUUGGGAUCUGCUUUGGUGAACAGCCCUUCUUGCUUUGGUACAACAGGGAUGGGGAAGGAGAUGUCAUUAAUAUCUUAUGAUUAAUACUGUGAAUUUAUGUGUGUUUUCACAUUCUGGAGGCAGUGACAGAUGUGAAGACAAUGACUAGGAAGGCUGACAGAACAAAUGAGUAGUUCUGGAAAUUUGGGAAUCUCAGACUCCUUUAAGAAUUAUUAGAAAGUGGACCCGCUACAACUUGGUGUUAAUGAUUUUGAGGGUUUAUGAACUGCUUGAUUGAUGUCUAUCCAGAGAAGCCAAGUUAAGAAGCCUGCUCCAAGAAGACCCUAGAAAGUCACUCCCCUAGUAAUUCAUGCAGUUCAUGUAUCCUAUUCAUUCAUCUCACCAUCUCGGUCCAUUCAGCUGUAGCUCCAACUAUCUCUCCCUCUUUGUCCAUCUGUCCUCCUUCCAAUCAUUACCUCACCUGUCUGCCUUGCUUAUCCAGCUAUUUCUACCCUGUUCAUCUCUGCCUUAUUUAUCUUUCCAUUCAUCAUCCUACCCCUGUCUAUCAUUCCAUUUCUCCAUCAUUCCAGUUAUUCCUCUUCCCUUCCUACCUAUCUCCAUCAAGCACACUCUUUAUUCAUCCAUCCUUCCCUGUUACUACAUCCAUCUUUUUAGAUCAAUACUAGCUCCAUACAUCUUAUUCACCCAAUCAUCUCCCAGUCUAUCCACCCAGCCAGCCAUCUAACCAUCUCUACAGCCACUCACCUCUCCUUAGUUGGAUUUUUCUGGGUCUUGAAACUACAGUACUUCAGAAACUGUUCUAUGCUAACAACAUGGUGGAUCAGAUUUAGGACUCUGGGAAAAGUCUGUCCCUCAUCUGUCUGAUUUCCCUUGGCAGCCCUCCCCCCUUCUUUAUGAAUAUCUGAAUUUUUGUGCCCACCCACACGCAUCAGAUCCCUUCACCCUCCCCCUUAGUUUGAGGCCUCUAUAGUUCCUCUACAUACUCCUCCCUCCUCCACACAAAAAAUUCAAGUCAUAGAGACAAAAGGCUUUUAUGUUAGGAUCCUUCUGCCCCCUUGUUCCAGCAGUGGUAUGCCCAAUGAGGAGCAUAAGUUACGCAGUUUCUUUGGUGAUGAUACUAGCUUUCAUCAAACACUUAACCUUUUGUGAUGUAGCACAUUAUCUAUUUAACCCCUGGAAUACUUUGAACCACCCCAGUGUCUUAGCUACAAAUUUGAGUCCCAUCUUUUGUACUUAUUUGGUGUGUGACCUCCCACUGAACCUGUUUUCUCAUCUACUGAAUGAGGGUAACACCUGCCUACUAGGGUCAUUUCAAAGGUUCUGUGAGGUGCUCUCAAUUUCCAAAUGCAUUUAAACUUCUGACUCCUUCAAGAUUUAGUCCAACGGGCGGGGCAUGGUGGCUUAUGCCUGUAAUUCUAGCACUCUGGGAGGCUGAGGCGAGUUGAUUGCCUGAGCUCACAGGUUCAAGACCACCUAAGCAAGAGCGAGACCUCGUCUCUAAAAAUAGCUAGGCAUUGGGCGGGGCCUGUGGCUCAGUCGGUAAGGCGCUGGCCCCAUAUACCGAGGGUGGCAGGUUCAAACCCGGCCACGGCUGAACUGCAACCAAAAAAAAUAGCCGGGCGUUGUGGCAGGCGCCUGUAGUCCCAGCUACUCGGGAGGCUGAGGCAAGAGAAUCGCUUAAG